Menidia menidia (Atlantic silverside) is the source of this 4849-nucleotide messenger RNA. The record is from the annotation of a GenBank genome assembly. NCBI's taxonomy places the organism in Eukaryota, Metazoa, Chordata, Actinopteri, Atheriniformes, Atherinopsidae.
UCUACGCUCGUGACGCUGCGCCCUCCACCGGAAGUGAGGCGCUGCUUUCUACGUCACUUUCCCCAACAGCGCGAAAAGUGUAGUUUCAUGUCUGAAGUAAAACCACUGACCGAGCAAAAAUGUCGAAGAUAGACAAGAUGAGCAUCUUGGGGGUGAGGAGCUUCGGCAUUGAGGAUAAAGACAAACAAGUCAUCUCUUUCUUUACGCCUUUAACUGUUCUGGUUGGACCCAACGGAGCCGGAAAAACGACCAUUAUUGAAUGUCUUAAGUAUGCAACUGCGGGAGAGCUUCCCCCUGGAUCUAAAGGAGGGGCUUUUGUUCAUGAUCCUAAGGAUGCCCACGAGACAGAUGUGCGAGCUCAGAUUCGACUGUUGUUCUCGGACGUAAACGGAGAGAAAGUAACCAUACAUCGCUCCAUGUCUUGCACGCAGAAGGCAAAGAACAACACCUUCAAAAGCUUAGAGCAGGUUAUCACCCGAAUGAAAGAUGGUGAGAAGGUGAGCUUGUCUUCCAAGUGUGGUGAGCUGGACCGGGAGAUGAUUUCUGCGUUGGGUGUAUCAAAGGCUGUGCUGAACCAUGUCAUUUUCUGUCACCAAGAAGAGUCGAACUGGCCGCUUAGUGAAGGCAAAGCACUCAAAGACAAGUUUGACUCCAUCUUUGCUGCAACCAAAUAUAUCAAAGCUCUGGAGACCAUGCGUCAGCUGCGUCUCAAACAAACCCAGACGGUCAAAGAGUGUGUGGUGGAGCUGCGGUACCUGAAGCAGAACAAGGAGAAGGCUCAGCAGAUUAGAGAGACUGUGGCGACUAAAGAGGCUCAGCUGACAGCCUCAAAAGAUAGCGUCCAGCAGAUCGAGAACCAGAUUGAUCCACUUGAGAGCCGACUGUUGGAUAUUGACAUGAAAUUUGGGAAAGUUAUGAAACUGGACAACGACAUCAAGGCUCUAGACAGCAGGAAGCAACAAAUGGAGGAAGAUAACAAAGAGCUGGAGGAAACAAUGGAACAAGUGUUCCAGGGUUCAGAUGAGGAGCUGCAGGAUGUUUACCAGAACCACCAGAGGACUGUGAGGGAGAAGGAGCGGAGGCUCACUGACUGCCAGAAGGAGCUGGAGAGAGCUGGCAGAGAGUGUCAGAAACUCAACAGAAUCAAAGCUGAACUCCUCGUAGAGCAAGGCCGUCUACAGCUGGAAGCUGAUCGUCACACUCAGUGCAUCAAAAGUCGCGACGUUCAGGUCCGCUCCUUAUCGUCCUUCCUGGAGAUGGAGGGAUACGACAGACCACCAUUCUCAUCUCUCCAGCUUGAGAGCUUCCAUCAACAUGUUACUCAGAGGCUGGAGCAAGAAAAAGAGACCCACAAUCAGGUUAUGACUGACCUGCAGGAAAAGGAGCAACAGAAGCAGCAGUGCAUUGAUGACAUGAGAGAUAAGAAGACCAGCCUGGAGAGAACGGUGGAGCUGAAGAGAGACCUGCAGGGAAAGAAGCAGCAAGAGCUGAGGAACAUCAGAGCAGACCUGCAGAGGCUCGAGGGCUCAUCUGGCCGGCUGCACGAACUGGAGAGUGAAUUGGUUAAAGCGGAGCGUGAGUUGCAGAGUGCAGUGCAGAGCUCUAAUGUGGAGGAGCUGAAGGCUGAGGUUGAAGAACUCCAGAGGGAAAAGACUGAGCUCGAUCGCACGCAGAGACAGCUCGACCAAGAAAUGCAAACCCUCAACACACACACAACUGCCCGCACACAGAUGGACAUGUUGAAAAAGGAUAAGACCGAAAAGGAGGAGCAGGUGAGAAAGAUCAAGUCACGUCACAGCGAGGAUCUUGUGUCUCUUCUGGGCCACUUUCCCAACAAGAGAGAGCUAGAGGAUUGGAUUUAUUCCAAGUCCAAGGAAAUUAACGGAACCAGGGAGAAACUUGCAAAGCUCAAUAAGGAUUUGGCAUCUAGUGAGCAGAAUAAAAGCCACAUCGCUGCUGAGCUGCGAAAGAAGGAGCAGCAGCUGGUCACGGAUGAGGAAAAGUUCUUCAAUGUGUGCGGCAGUCAGGAUCUGGAACAGGACCUGGGCAAAAUGCAGGAGGAUUUGGAAAAGAUAUCCAAACAAAGAGCCAUGCUGGCCGGAGCCACCGCGGUGUACAGCCAGUUCAUCAGCCAGCUGACGGAGGACAGGGAGCCCUGCUGUCCCGUGUGUCAGCGAACCUUUCCCGCAGAGUCCGACCUGCAGGAAGUAAUCAGCGACAUGCAGUCCAAGCUCCGCCUGGUGCCGGACAAACUGAAGAACACCGAGCAGGACCUGAAGAGGAAGGAGAGGAAGAAAGAUGAGAUGAUGGCUCUAAGACCCGUCAGACAGUCCAUUGUACAGCUUCAAGAAAAGGAGCUGCCUGAGCUGAGAAACCGUCUGCAGACCGUGAACAGAGAAAUCGAAAGACUCAAGGCAGAUGUGGAAGAGCAAGAGACUCUGCUUGCUACCUUGAUGUCUGAAGAGGAAACAGCCAAGGCCUGCCUGCAGGACAUAUCUCUUAUGGACAGAUAUUUGAUGGACCUUAAAGAAGUGGAGAGGAAAAUAGCUCAACACGCAGCCAAACUCAUGGGAAUAGACCUAACCAGGACCAUCCAACAAGUUAGUCAGGAGAAACAAGAGACUCAGCACAAGCUGGACACGACCUGCAGUAAGAUGGAGCUGAAUCGUAAGCUGAUCCAGGACCAGCAGGAUCAGAUUCAGGGGCUGAAAAGCGUGGUGAAUGAGACGAGGGCAGAGAAGCUGCAGCUGAGCAGCGACAUGCAGAAGCAGCAGCAGCUGGAGGAGCAGUGUGUGGAGUUCACCACAGAGAUCCAGGCCCUAACCCGGGACAUCCGGGAGGCAAAGGAGCAGCUGUUGCCUCUGUCUGCUGCUCUGGAGAAGCUGCAGCAGGAGAAACAGGACAUGGCAGAACACAAGAGGCAGAGGCAGGAAGAAGGCCAGGAGAAGAUCAAUGCCAUUAAAGAACGAGUUAAGACUAUCACCUCAUUGGAGCGAGAGAUUACUAAAUACGUAGAAGAUGGAAAGGAAGAAUACAAAGAGCAAAAAGAGUCCGAGCUCCAAGAGACCAACACUCAGCUCCAUGAAGCGGAAAAGCAGAAAGAGAAGAUCACGAAGGAAAUGGGAAACAUCCGACAGGACAUAGAUACACAAAAGGUGUUUGUUUGUUUUUCUCUGGCAUUCAGCAUCAUUUUAGUCCAAGAGCGCUGGCUACAGGACAAUCUGACCCUGAGGAAGCGUGUUGAGGAGCUGAAGGAGGUUUUGGCUAAACGUGAAGCUCUGAUGAAAGACAUGGGCAACAUGCAGGUCCUGCAGCUGCGCCAAGAACGCCGGGAAGCAGAGCGGAGGUUGGAGGAUUUGAAAAAGAACCGCAGCAUCGCACUGGGGCGCCAGAAGGGCUUCGAGGAGGAAAUUCUGCAUUACAGGAAAGAGCUGCGUGAAGAGCAGUAUGACAAAGCUGAUGAGCGCUACAAAAGCAAGAUGAUCAUUAUGAGGACAACAGAGUUGGUCAUUAAAGACCUGGAUCUCUACUACAAAGCUCUGGACCAGACCAUCAUGAAAUUCCACGGCAUGAAGAUGGAUGAGAUCAAUAAGAUCAUCAGAGACCUGUGGCGCAGCACCUAUAGGGGUCAAGACAUCGAGUACGUGGAGAUCCGAUCCGACGUGGACGAGAACGCCUCGGCGGGCGGGAGGCGGCGCGUCUACAACUACAGGGUGGUGAUGGUGAAGGGGGACACGGCGCUGGACAUGCGGGGCCGCUGCAGCGCCGGCCAGAAGGUGCUGGCGUCCCUGAUCAUCCGGCUGGCUCUGGCCGAGACGUUCUGUCUGAACUGCGGGAUCCUGGCCCUGGACGAGCCCACCACCAACCUGGACAGGGAGAACAUCGAGUCCCUGGCACACGCUCUUGUGGAAAUUAUCAAGAGUCGCUCCCGCCAGCGGAACUUCCAGCUGCUGGUCAUCACGCACGACGAAGACUUUGUGGAGCUGCUGGGGCGCUCCAGCUACAUCGAGCACUUCUACCGCAUCCGCAAGAAUCAGGACCAGAACUCGGAAAUCGCAAAGUGCAGCAUCUCGUCCCUCUCCUCCUACCUCCACUGAGCACACAAACGCACACAGAUCCUUAGCUCCCAAAGGUCCAGCUGUCGGUCAGCUAGCCGUGUGGAAGUGUAGCUGAUUUAGGUUGGGUAUUCGCUUUCCUCUGGACAAAGACUCUGCUCACACCAACAUGCGCAGGAAUGUUUCCGCGAUGCAAAGUGAUCUGAGGUACCAACUCAAUCCACAGAAUCAUUUCCCUAUUCUGUCCCAGUCCUGGUUGAUAGAGUCAAAAGAAAAGAAAAUGCAAACAUUAUGUUGUUUUUUUUUCAAUUCUUAAACUGUUCAUCCCAUUGAUAUCUGCAUCUCUCUGUUAACCCAAAGUUGGCCAAAGUGCCUGAAAUAGCCAAACCAGAAGUUUGUAUUUUAUAUAUUUUGAUAAUCCUCAGAAGAUGAAUCAAAAACACCAGUUCUUCCGACAGACAUGACACUUUUGAUUGAACAAGUUGAUGUGAUUUAUUUUUCUUUUUUAUUUAGAAUAUCAGUAUCAAUUCCUCUACAUCUACAUUAACACUUGUAGUUGUUCUCAAGACUGAAUUUCUGCAGUGACAACUGAGUAAGGCGUGUGUGAGAGUUCAUGUUUCAAAUUUCCAAGACAAUGUUCAAGUAAUAAAUAAGUUCUGAAGCACUAAGGCUUUUUUUCCACUUUAUUAACCGACCCAUUUGUUUCAGAGAAAACCCACUUCAGUUUUGUGAAGUUGCUCAUCAACCACAGCUUAAUCUUAUCUCUGUCCCCGACACACACACACACACACACA